Molecule: messenger RNA, 4065 nt
Organism: Patella vulgata (common limpet)
Lineage: Eukaryota; Metazoa; Mollusca; Gastropoda; Patellidae
Product: nociceptin receptor
Exons: 3
Coding region: 662-1762 (366 amino acids)
Biological process (GO): G protein-coupled receptor signaling pathway
Cellular component (GO): membrane
Molecular function (GO): G protein-coupled receptor activity
Source: RefSeq, a predicted model, not a curated record
UAGACGCGUACCCAUAACGUCGUGUGACUUAGUAAAUUAUUAACUGACUGCUUUAACGUUGAAGAUAUUUGUAUUAUCACAGGUAUUAAAAGCCUUAAUGUGAUUAUAUGUUCAAUUACAAACGGAUACCGAGUGUUAAAACUGGACGUUUUUGAGGUAAUUUCUUUACAAAUUCAACAUCAAAUAUUUACUACAAACAUCAAUUAAACAAUGUGUCAGCUUAGAGAAUAAAAUAAAUGUCUGGUAAUCGAAGAAGACUAUAGUCCUCAUCCGAUCACGAACAGCAACGCGUUAAGCACAUCUUUGUUAUUUCUUCAUAAUAUUCCAAGUGUGCGUUGACAAAAGGAACUGUUACAGAUAUCAGAAAAUCAAUAUAGGAUUUACAAGUAGUAAAUAAUGUUAUUACACCUAACCAUAGCUUAUAAACAAGUUCAUUCAUGGAUGUUUUAAAUUGGAUAAUAGUUUUUAAGAGGAAGUUAACAAAAUUACAAUUGAACUACAAUACCAGAAAUAGCUCCGGGUACAUUGGUUGACUAAAGAUUGUCUUGGACUCAGUGAAGUUUAAUCCAGAGUAUUUAUUAACCUUCUAGAUCUGGCAAAAAUAAGGUAUACACAUGGAGUCUUAACUGUUCAAUAAUUCCCAGUCCUAAACUCUAAAAAGAUGGCGCUAAAUUCAACCGGAAUAAAUUUCACGCUCUGUAUGUCAGAGGAUGAAGAGCCGCAUCACGAAGCGCACCAGGAGUUUUACGAAGUUUCCCGGAUGAUAACGGGACUGAUAUUAUAUCCAUGUAUAUGUUUUCCCGGACUUUUAGGAAACAUUUUAACUAUAAUAGUCUUAUCACAGACGAAUAUGAGGACGUCUACCAACGCUUUUCUCAGUGCUUUAGCCGUAGCGGAUGGUAUCAAACUUAUUAACGACAUAUUAUAUUUCUUAGUUAUAGUUUUUUACAAAACGGACACAACAAUCGGUAAUAGGGCCUACGGCUAUCUAUAUCCUUACGCUCAUUUUAUUUUCAACAUGUCCGUUUGUGUGUCUUCAUGGUUAACAGUUUCCGUAGCUGUUGAACGAUAUAUUCUCGUUUGUCAUCCUACACGUGCACGCAAUGUAUGCAGUCGUAAACGUGCCGUUUAUACAUGCAUUGCGGUAUAUGUUGUAAUGACUGCCUUAGCCUUACCGUCUGCAUUACGUUAUCGGACUAUUUGGUGCUUGGAUCCGGAAACGAAUGUGUCUAUGAUUCAUGUGAUGCUAACAGAUAUGUGGAAAAAUCAAACAUUUGUGAUCACGUACACGUGGGCACAGAAUUUAAUACGUUCUAUCAUUCCGUUGAUCGUUUUGGUAGCUUUAAACAUGUGCAUUAUUGGAGCACUGCGAAAAACGCGUGCGAAUAAGAGGAACAAUUCCCGGCAUCGUGUAACCGUAAUGAUGAUUAUGGUAAUCGUGGUAUUUAUGGUCUGCAUUACACCGGAUGCCAUUAUGUCCACGGUGUUCGGAUUUGGCUAUCACGAGGCGGGAAAUUUGGUAAAAGGAGUUCGUGAAUUUACGGACACGUUGUUAGCUCUCAAUGCCGCAUCGAACUUCGUCAUCUAUUGCUUAUUCAACAAAGUGUUUAAAAACAGUUUUACAAAUUUGUGCUGUCAGGUUAAAAGUCCCAACAAGUUUCAAACCGAAAUGGACGAAUCACAGUAUAGAAGAUUAUCGGAAGCGAAAUCCGCUCUAACUAGUGCUGAACCCAAGACAACAGUUAUCAAAACAGUGAAUUAAUUACUAUAAAAUAAAUAAUGCUUGACCAAAUAAGAAAUUGAAAACGUCGAACGUUUCUUUUAUGAAAGCCAUAGGAGAAUAUGUCCAGGAAAGGUGCCCUUAUACUUUGGUAAACUGACGAUAAUUUGUGAUAUUAAUAAAAUGUAAUUGUUGUUUUAAUCAUGGAGUGUGCAUUGUAAUUGAUAAUCCUAUUGUGAAUGCCGACUAAACGGAUUUUGUUUGUAUCUUAAAUAAACUAGAAUUGCAAAUCGUGAAAUACUGUUUAUAUCAAUCGUGUUUAAUCUAAAAAGAAAACUGAUAGCUAUGUGGUGUGCUCGGGAUAAUAAUGAAUCUUUAUGUUGAAACGUUCAUUUAGUGCCGUUAAAUUUACCCGCGUCAUCCACUUCGUCCGUUACUUAAACUUGGUAUGGAUAGUGAUAGUUUUGCAGUAACAUAUAUCAGAAACAAGAUAUCAUCUAGCAACAAUAGAAUAUCCGUUCUUACCAAGAUUAGCUAACACUGAGGUGAUAAGACCAAUUAUGCAUUAAAUGACGAAUAUUUAAAGUCUCUGGUUGUCAUUGAAGGAUUUUGAACCCUUUGCAAAAUAAAAUAUUUGGUAAUAAUGAUAUAGGCCUUAGACAAAGCCUCGAUAACAUUCAAAGUUGCAUUAUUAAGAGCUGAAUCUGCCUAUUGCCAGUCUUUGUUAGCUUCAAAUGUUAUAUAAAUUAUUAUUUAGAUAUUUAUUCACAUGAAAAUCCCAUAAUCAACUCUCUCGGGCAUCAGCUGGCUUAGACCAGCGCUGCCAUUUAAUAAAUUUCCGAGACCUUGUUUAUUAUCGUAGAAAUGGUACUUGGCAAUCAAGACUAACUUGUCAAAACUUCACACACUCAUAACUUCACUCAGAAUAAAAUAAUAUUUGACUGUAAUUUUCAAUAUAUUCAUUUCUCGUUAUCUAUUUCUAAACUGUCAUUGCAAGAACUGUCAUCUAAAUCGUACAUAAUACAUCUUCGAGGUCGGUUACGACGUUUUAGAUGAGCCCUUAACGAUGUGGCGAUGAUCUUGAGAAGACUAAGCCAGUCUGCAUUAUUCAGUCGUAAUGUUGAUCAGGGAUGUCUAGUCUGACGUUUUCAUAGAAAUUCACAUUAGAAAUAUAUAAGUUAAGUAAAUUCCCUAGAUAAUAGACGUUUGUAUAUAUGAUUUAUAAAAAUGAUAUUUCAUGUUGUGUGUGUUUUAACAGAUCGCUGCCUCGCUAACAAUUUACAAAACUUUUACUAUGUAAUCGGAUCUUAUUUUUGGUUAAUCUUGUUGUCUACGGUCUCUCGUUGAAUAUAAUUUGUACAUAUAGUCUGAGUGCUCGAAAUGAAUUCUAGUUGUGUCCGGGGUUGCUUUUCAAGUUAUGGGAAAACAAUAAAUUGGUUAUUGGUAAUUCGAAAUAUAUUGUACUUGGAUGUGCGUAAAAAAUAAGUGUUGAUGUGUUUAUUUGUUUUGAUAGGUAGCUAAAUGGCCACAUUAUAAUGCCCAUAGAGCCAAUGUUGAGAAACAUAUGCUACUAGAUUUCGACUUCAACUGUCGACAGUUUCAAUCUCAUUAAAAUCAAACGAAUUUUCAAUUCGUUGUUCGAUUAGUCGAGUUUUAUAUUCUGUAUCUUUUCGAUCACGUCAAAACAUCAUCUACUUUUUUAUAUUUAGAAACUCACUCCAGUUCGCGUAUAAGACAUGUGCCUGAACGGUAUCUGUACUGAAUAUAUAUUAAAUCCAUUGUAGCGUAGAAACAAUCUAAAUAUUCAUUUGUAAUAAAUUAUCGACAUAUUAAAUGAAAAUUAAAAAAAACCAAACAAAACCUAAUUCAGCAUAUUCUUUCUAAAUAAAUAUUUAACUGUAUACAGAUUAUCCUAUCACUAUCAGGCAUCAGAACAAACCAAUGUAACACUUUAUUUUACCCAAACGGUACAGAACCUUUUAAUUUCGGAAAUGCUCCUUGAUUUCGGUAUUUGAGGGAAAGAAAAAUCAAAUACGAUCUUAUAACAGGCUAUUCUGUUAACAACGAACGGUUUCUUAUUUAAUUGUGGUUAGGCGCAUCUGCCAAAAUGUCUUAUGUUGUCGCACAAAUGUAUAAAUUAUUUUGUCGGAUUUCACUACACCACGCAGCUAAUAGUGUUUUCACAAAACUGUCCCAUAUUAUUUACCUGUCCCACACGGGGGGAUAGCUCUUUCCAUCUGUAAAUUGCCUCGGCGUUUAAUUAUUUUAAAUAAUGUAAAUUAUUUUAUUCUUUGUAUAUAAUAAGCUUGUAAGUAAGAAUUAUAAAAUCUUGAUUUAUCUUACAA